AUGCACAACUACCUCGUUUCCAUCCUCCUCCAGCUCUCGCUGUUCAUACUUGCGGAAGCGGCUCCCAUGUCGGCUCAGUCAGCAAAGCCAUGGCAAGCAGGCACCGGCGGUGGCAUCGUCGGUUUCAUCGUGCUAGUUCUUGAUAUCAUCGCCUGGAUUGAGAUCUUCAAGUCCAACCGCCCAGUACCCAACAAGGUACUCUGGGCCCUCGUUGUUUUCCUCUUCCCAGUUGUCGGCAUGAUCAUUUACUACCUCUUCUCCAAUCGUCAAGCACACAACACCUACGAGCCCAUCCAGGCUUAA
Molecule: messenger RNA, 303 nt
Organism: Plenodomus lingam JN3
Lineage: Eukaryota; Fungi; Ascomycota; Dothideomycetes; Pleosporales; Leptosphaeriaceae
Source: RefSeq, a predicted model, not a curated record